This is a messenger RNA of Racocetra fulgida, 445 nucleotides long. NCBI's taxonomy places the organism in Eukaryota, Fungi, Glomeromycota, Glomeromycetes, Diversisporales, Gigasporaceae. The record is from the annotation of a GenBank genome assembly.
UACUUAUGGAGAAAAUGAACCCAUUGAUAUAGAAGAUAUAAAUAAUCUAAAAAAUACAAAUAAUAUUGACAUAGAAAUAGAAAAUAUAAAUGAGACAAUUAAUUUAGAUAAUGAAGAUGCAGAUGAUACAAAUAAUAUAGAAACUAUGGAAGGUGUAGAAAUUGAAGCUACUAAUAUUGCUACAAAUAAUAAUAGACUUAUUAGAAGAUCACCUGUAUGGGAUUAUUUCGAUGAAGAAAAUGAACAGUGUUUAAAGGCUACAUUUGAUCUUAUAAUUAGUGCUCAACUUCCAUUUUCAUUUGUUGAAAAUCCUUGGUUUCGCAAUGCAGUAAAUAUAUAUGAUUCAAGAUAUCAGUUGCCUUCAAGUAAAUAUAUAAAAAAAAUGACAUUAUCUCAAUUUGAAUUAUGUCGUACACUUGUUGCAGAAGAACUUAAAGCUCUUACU